AUGACUUAUCUCCAGGGUUCACUUUGCAAGGAGGACCGAGAAGCACUCACUUCAAGGGUGGAGGUAGCCCCCGAUGCUGUGGACGCUGUCCAAGGUCCUCUUGGCAUCUGCAGGCCCAGGUUUCCAGGGGUUAUCUGGCCAGUUAUCGGCGAUAUGGAGCCACCUGAAGACGAAACAGAUGAUAUGACUGUAGAGGGUAAAACGUUCCGAAAACCAUCAUUCCUGCUGAUGUCACUUCUCUUCCCAUCUUCCCAAUCACUACCCAUACAUAGGCAACAAGAGAUCAUUGUUCCUAUUGAUGUUGAACAUGGCAUGAUCUUGAGCGAUAGGUCAAUACCACUUGAGUGUUCGAAUGUAGAGAUGUGGUCCGAUAUCAUGUCCACCCGGACAGAACGGCUUGAAACGAUAAGAGUUCGAAUCAUGGCCACAAGACCCAUCAAACGUACCGGUACCUCUGGCUAG
Molecule: messenger RNA, 462 nt
Organism: Tremella mesenterica DSM 1558
Lineage: Eukaryota; Fungi; Basidiomycota; Tremellomycetes; Tremellales; Tremellaceae
Exons: 3
Coding region: 1-462 (153 amino acids)
Source: RefSeq, a predicted model, not a curated record